This is a messenger RNA of Penicillium cataractarum, 471 nucleotides long. RefSeq names its product PaaI family thioesterase. Lineage: Eukaryota; Fungi; Ascomycota; Eurotiomycetes; Eurotiales; Aspergillaceae. Gene Ontology annotation, molecular function: fatty acyl-CoA hydrolase activity. The transcript has 10 exons. The coding region runs from base 1 to 471 and encodes 156 amino acids. The record is from RefSeq and is a predicted model, not a curated record.
AUGACUGCUCUUAGAUUUGUCAAGUCUGUUUGGGAGUCCUUUCGGGCUACCUCGGGUCUAGAGCCUCGGCUGUUGAAUAAUCUGCGUGUUACUGCGGCCAGACCCGGAACUGUCAACUUUGAAUUGGACAUCCAGAAGGAACACACAAACCGCCUCAAUAUCCUUCAUGGCGGUACUAUCGCAAGCAUGGUUGACCUUGGAGGUUCCUUGGCCGUUGCUUCGCGUGGACUGUUCGCGACUGGUGUGUCCACUGACCUGAAUGUUACUUAUCUCAGCUCUGGUGGCAAGGUCGGUGACAAGAUCAUGGCGGAGGUAACCUGCGACAAGUUCGGCAAAACUCUCGCUUAUACCAACAUCAAGUUCACCAACGAGAAGGGCGAGGUCGUCGCUCGAGGAAGCCACACAAAAUAUGUGAGCUUUGCUUGGAAGGACCCUCAGAACAUUGUCGAGGAGAUCAACAAGCGCCAGUAA